GGCGGUGCAUCCUGGGAAAUAAACUAACAUGGGUACGUGAAACCAUGCAGAGCUUGCACGUCUCUCCAUGACAGGAGAUGAACAAAAACUAACGAAAUCACUGUGAAGGCAAAAGGCACACUUUGACCCAGGACAUCGCUCAUCUUGACGGCGGCUCUGCGGACAGUGAGGCGCUCUGACGGGACUGCCUCGCCGUCACAGGUCGGUCGGUCGGUCGGUCGGUCGGUAGGUUGGUGGGUCGGACCCUGGGCUGCUACGAUGUGUGUCCGCUGCUCCACGAAGCUCCGUCGUGGAAGUGAAUCUUUCACCGGAUGAUGGACAGGAACUACCCGACCUCCAGCUUUGCGGACGCGCUGGCUGCUCCAGCACAGACCGUAGCUUCAUGGGCCUAUGACCGCAGCGCGGCUAGUGUCAAGCCCAGGUAAAUGAUGCAGGAGAGAGGGCGCAUUCCCGAGGAAAUAUCGAUGAUGGAGGGCCUAGUUUGUUGUGAAAAAGUGAGGAAGUAUGUGUUGAUACUGAGAAGACUGGAGGAAUUGGACAAAUCUGGGAAUUUUACGGGAGUUGGAGAGGCUUUGACUCUGUCUCCCACCCUGCUAGUUUUGGCUAGCACACCGCCUCAGCAUGGCUGUGUAGAGAGUUAUACAAACUAAAGAGGAAUUUAUUCAACAUGUUUUAUAAGUUGACCUGCCAGGUAGAUAAAACGAGCAUUUUAUCGACUGCUUUACUUUGCCCACAGGUGCCCGCUAGAGCAUAAACAAGAGAGGUAACUAGCUUGCAAUGCUAGUCGUGUGAGUUAUGGCACUUAAAUUAUUGGUAUUUGGCUGAUGUGUUGUUACCUAAGAGCCAAGGGACGACGUGUCGUAGGCUGAAUGUAUGUGUGCCAGUAUUUUUCUUAUGAAAGGUGCGGGUCUAUGGCGGUCUUUGACAUCAUUUUGACUUCUGCACCCUCAAAUCUGUGUAAGUUGCAAGGCUCAAGCAUAGUCGUACUCACUUUGGUUAGUUCAGCCAAGUAGGUCUAAGUUUUAUAGACCCAAUGCACAACAGUUUAUCAAAAACCAAUACUAACACUUUUUAAUGAUGUCAUUUACAGAGACCUAGCAUACACCGACCAGCCAUAACAGUAUGAACACUUGGUCAAUCUAAUGCUACCCAACACAACACCAUGAAAUUCCCCUUAACUGAGCCCCUACUUUUUCAGUUUUGUUGACAUGAUCAAACCAGUUCUUUAAUUGUUGAAGUUGUUGUGGGUUCAUUGUAGUUAAAGGUGUUCCUAAUGUUUUGUUAAUCCCAUGUCCUAAUGUAAGGGGCAUGUUUUAAUGUAACACACUCCAGCACACUAACAACAACCACGAUAUCUCCAGUAAUAUAUAGACAGUACAUUUACCAACUGUCUGAAAAUCAUGAAUCAUCUUUUGAAGUAGAAUUUGUGGUAGUACUGUUGCAUUACCAAGUGUCAAUAAUGUUAUAGCAGGUUGUUAUAUAUCAACCAUGAGAAGAGCACCUACCCACAUUUGAUGUAUAUCAGCAGCAAAAUUAAACUUAUUAUUUACAGGCAGAAACCUCAAACAGAACCAGACUUAUGGUGAACAGCCAUCUGGUACACCUGCUUGGGCUUAGAGGGUGGAAAGAAAGAGUUGGAUAGAGACAUGUAAUGAGAACGACAACAAAAACAACAAUAGUAGAAACAGAUUGAUGCCAAUGAAGUAUGUGCAACGUUAGCAAGAACAGCAAGGUCUGACAACAGACUGGUCUGAUACGGGCAUAAACAACUAUAAUGACGGUGCAAUGAGGAGGGCUGAUAAUGUGAAGUAAAGAUGUUAGAGUUUAGUAUCCCCAAUAUUCACAUUGAUAAUUAUAGUAACUAAAAUAGAAUUAUAACUGAUACACCUCUGUUGUAUCAUGGUCUACUACAAAUGACAAAACAUCAUGGUGCUUAAAAACAGUAUUUCUACUAUUAACAUAGGAUGUGUCGCUAAAAGUAGCAGCAUCUCUGCUAGUCCCUAGUAUAUCUUUGCAAGGCAAGUAAUGCAAGUCUUCAACAGAUAAAAAACAAUGCUGCAGUGAACAGUCACACAUAAGCGAAUACUAAAUCCUUUUGCUGAAAGACAUAAAUCAUAGUGUGCUGCAGUACAAGCAGUCAGACAUUGUAUGCGUUGAUAACUUCAGAAAAGCAGCCCAGGGUUAUCUCGGUUUUCCUCUUGUCAUAUCAGUGUGACCCAAAUAGCAAGAGUUUGUGGGUGUUGAUGUAUUUUCCUCAGCUGCUGAGGAAACAGACUGUUGUUGUAGCCCUGGUAAACAUUUUUUGAUGAAAGGCCUUUAAAAUCGAAAGCCAACUAACACAAUAACUCAGCCAUAAACUUUUGAUUUAGAAAGAGUACUAUGUUGGGCUGAAAAACCCUGAGAGGGGUCAUUAUUUAACUGCAGUGCUGUACUGGACUGCAUCCUAAAGAGAAAUAUUUCCAAUGUUUUGACCAUUACAUGUACAAACCUGGGGGAAUAUUAGAAACACAUUCAAAAUAAUGUCAUCCAGUUUAGCACAAACAAUGAACUCAAACCUCAGUAUUAAGCAUACGGUACAAUUUAUACCCAUGACUGUGUAAAUGCAAAUGUUCACAAAGUGAUUAUUGUGAAUGAAGAAAAGCUGUUGUGUUGGAUUGCACCAGAUUGCAAACGUGUAUCUUGUUAAGAAGCCAAGGAUUUUCCUCCGAGCUUGGCUGCAUGUUAUGUCACUUUUUCUCAGAUUAAUAGUCAAAUAGCUGAGAAGCGUUGUAUAACAGGAGAUCGCACAUCUGUGAAUGUAAAAGGGACAAGGAAAAGCUGCCGAUGACACCCUCUCUGCUCUGAGUCUUUCCACAGAUGUUUUCCUUCUGGCAGAAAGGGAACACUUUAGGUCAGGCUGGCUGCCUCUGAUUAGCCCACCUCUGGUUUUAUUUCUCUUUUAAAUCGUUUUCCCAAGAGAAGCAGAGAGUCAUAUGCCAGAUAUUAAGUUUUUGCUAUUACCAUAGCACGCCACUCCAAGCAGAUUAAUCCAGCAUUGACUGGUGGAUUCUACAACUUACAACAAUGUAGGGUUUGGGCCAAGUCAGGUUAUUGAUACUUGGCUCAUUUUGACACAGCGCUCUUCUUUAAGUCAUUAUUGCAUUUUCUGAGAAUCUGGUUUGUGCCUGCAGGGCUUGUGGAUGAAAACAAGAAUGCAGUGUUUCAAGAAAAGUCAUUUGUCCAGGUCAUACAUAUUCGGGUGCUUCACAGAUACCUGUGAAGGUUUGAGCUCUCAUGUAUGUGUGUUUUGUGUUUAUGCAGUUCCAGUUAUGGUGCAGCACAACUUGAUGCAGAGCUCCUCCAGCGGCAAAGCUACACUUCAACCCACCAGCUGCCCACUUACACUACAUCACACCUUCCUGCUGCAGCAGGUGAGCAGUUAAAGUUAUGACCCACUGUGUGUUUUACAGGUCAGAUAAUCGAAAGUAAAGAUCAGUUAGGCUGUCAGGAGUUUUAAGGCCAAUAUUGACAUUUCAGGUACAAAAUAUUUAAUUCCUGGGAAUAAGUUAAAACAUGAACAUGUCUCAUUAACUUUGUCCCUAUUUUAUGAUGGUCACAGGUAUGUAUGAGGGAAACUAUCAGAGAGGGAAUGUCAAAUCAAACGUUUUUUUCUGUGCAGUGCAGCUGGUCUUCCCCUUAACCUCCUUCCUCUCUUCAAUAUUAGGAGCACUUGACUCAAGCAGUAAUACUUCUGAGACCUCAAUCAUGAGCUUCCUGUCAGCUAUGGAGUCUAGAAGCCUUCAGGCUGGUCCUGUUAGUGCCUCACUGCUUCCUCCUUUCAGACCCCCAUCAUGGCCUGCUGGUGAGAAAAAGUCCACUGUUUCACAUACACACUGCUUACUGUGGCGUAUCCAAACAUUUCUGUCUCAUAAACAGUUUGUAAGGUUUUUUUCAAUCUAAUCUAAUUUAAACAGUUUCAGAUUUGUUUAUAAAAGUGUGUUGUGAAUAACAACUCAGUUCUGGUAAGAGUUGGGGCGCUAUGUUCAAAUAUUUUGUUAAAAAGCUGAAUUUGGUAGUUUGCAUAUCAAUAAAAGCCUAUAUUUCAUUGAAACUGAUGCAAAGACAACAUAUCAAAUGAUGAAACUAGAAAUGUGAUUUUAAUGUGGUUAUGUGUGUGAAAAUUAUAUGUUCUUUUUAAAUUUGAUGCCAGAAACUUAUUUUAAAACAGUUAAUAAAGGAAUUACUGAAAAAGUAAAAAGUUGUGAAAUGCUUACAAAGCAGCUGGAGGAGCGUUUUCCACCUAAUUUGCAACAGUUUAAUAACAUGUCUGGGUGUGAAAAGGCCAUGUAGAGAGGCUGAGUCUCUCAAGAGGAAAGAUUGAGAGAGGUUCACCACUUUGUGAGAGACUGCGUGAGCCAACAGCUCAACAAUCUCAGAAUAAUGUUCCUUUGUGUAAAAUAUCAAAGAGUCAGACAUGAUUCUGCAGUGUAAAUCACUGUAAAAGCUUAAAAACACAUCCAGAAACCACUAUCUGUAAGCUUCGAUUAUAGCUGCAUCCACAAAUUUUGGCUGAAACAUGAUACUGGUCAGGUCUAUGGGUCGAAGCCCAUUUAAGACAGACUGAGGGGAAAUGGAAAGUGUACUUUGGUCUAACAAAUCAAAGUUUGACGUUCCUUUUGGAAAUAAUGGAUGCUCUGUCCCCUUUUCUAAACAAGGACGAGACCACCCUGUUUGUUGUCACGACACAGUUCAAGAGCCAGUAUCCCUGACAAUAUAGACUUGAAAGGAGGCCCAUGGCAUAAGGCUCUGUAAAUGUUGAACGAUAUGGACAGGCUUUAGAGCAACAUAUGCUGCCAUCCAGAAGGGAGGACCUUGCCUAAUACAUCAGGAAGAAUUUCAACUGUACUUUGCACACUUCACAACAGUACAACUCUGUAGUAGAAGAGUCCUGGUGCUAAACUGGCCUGUCUGCAGACCCGACUUGUCAAUGCUACUGAAAUUGGUGGGGGGAAAGCAGCAAAGGGAACCCCCAAGCUGUUGAGCAGCUGAGACCUUAUAAGAGGCAAGAAUAGAUAAACUCCAGAAACCGGUCUCCUGGGUCCCCAAAUCAUUAAAUUCAGUUUUAAUCAGGUUUUUUUCACAGCAUGUAAAAAUCUCAACUCUUACGGAACUGAAGUUUGAUUUUUAUCCACUUUCUAAAACUGUUUUCAAUUUUUUUUACAACCAUUUGGAAUACAUUUCAGCCUGUUUCAUUUAAUAUUGUAUACUAUUAACUGGUAAAAUUUUCAAAUUUACCCUCAUGGGUUUUAAAGUAAAGAAACAUCAUCCAUCCAUCCAUCCAUUUUCUACCGCUUAUUCCCGUUCCCGGGGUCACGGGGGGGCGGGAGCCUAUCCCAGCAUCUUUGGGCGAAGGCAGGGGACACCCUGGACAAGUCGCCAGUUCAUCGCAGGGCUGACAUAUAGAGACGAACAAACAUUCAUGCUCACAUUCACCCUCCCACAUCCCAAAAACAUGCCUAAGUGGGGUUAGGAUAAAGAAACAUCAAUACUUUUAAAUUUACUCAUGGGUAAAGAACAUUUGCAUCAUAUAAUAUGAUUAAAAUUGAAAAAAAGAAAAAAAAAAGUUAAGCUGCACAUUCUUGCGGUUUGGAUUUGCUGAAUAAUUUUAUGGAGACAUAAAAAAGUUUGUUUAGUUUUCAAUCUCCACAGAUUUGAUCGAUUGCAUACAGACUGAAGGAUUUCUGCGUGUAUCAUAUCCCGUCAUGCUGCUUGUCCUGGCCUUCAGUCAUCUAUUUUUUGCAUUGCAGGUACCAACGCCUCCACCACAGAACUUUAUUUGACCGGUGCCCUGCCUUCUACUGCUACUUUCCCCUCUCCUGCUGCUCUGUCGUCUUAUCAGCACACCGGUGCCUACCCCUCCCGGAGUUAUGCCACCAACCCAUCCUUGGCUCUCCCUGAUCCUGCCUUCAGCACUUCCACCAAUGGCCUGUUUUCUCAUCAUGACCCCCUCCUCCAUCUGAAGCCCACCCAGGCGGUGCUUCCCUCUGCUCUGGCCUUCAAUCACCUCCCUGCCCCUGGUUUGGGCUCAACUCUGCCUGUUCAGUCCUCCACUUACCGCUCAGCCCAGGAGUCAGCCCCCCACCUCUUACAGCCCCAGUUCAGCCUGUUACCCUCUACCCUGUCUGCUCCUCAUGGCGCUCCACAACCGUACGGAGCGACAGUUUUCUCAGGCUCCAUUGAAAGAGCUCUUCAGCGUGAAUGUAGUGUCAUUAAACACCACCAGAGGCCUUCUAGCAGCCACACAGCCUCCGAGCAGUUGCCUGAAUCAGAGCACUCCUUACAGGGAUACUUUGGCUCUGCUAGCGAAGGGGAUGUGUCCUACCAGCAGGACCCGUCCCGGCAAACCCCAGUGUCCUGCAGCCCUUCUGCAGGUGCAGAUUCCUCUCAGGGGGUCAGUCGUGCUCCACAACCCAAAACAGACUCAGUAACUCAAGCGUAUUCGUCCUCCUCUUUGCUGAAAGCUAAAGACUGUUCUUCCAAAGUAGCUCAACACCCUGCAGGGGGGGAAGAGAGUCACAAACACUCUCAGAAUCUGGCAGCAGGGUCUCCAGAGCAUUAUGCACCCCCAGGACAAAAACAGAACUCAGUGAUUGCUAAUCAGCAGACGGUCCAGCUCUCCAGCCUUAGUCUUGCUCAAACCUACAUCACCCCCCACACCCAAUCCCAGAGCUCCAGUACCACUUCAGACAAACUGUCUCCCCUCUACAAGACUCUGCCCUCCCUCUCCAGUCAGUCUGACAAUGUUGCAUCUGGAAGUCAGACUCUGGUGUACUCCUCCAGUCCUGGGCUAAGCCAGGAGCAGCAGAUCCAGUAUGGAGCCCAGGUACAGGGCUUAUGUCAGGGGAAUCUCUCUGAGAACUACCCCACUUCCCACUCUCAGGGCGCCUCAAAUGUGACUUUCACAUCCCACUCGCAGGGGCAAGUUUCUGCAUCUCAGUCUCAGAGCUAUGCCACAGGACAAUCUCUUAAUCAGUCCCUUGACUCAUCUUACCCAUCCACCUGUGUGCAGAGUCUACCCACGUCAAAUUCUACACAGGACUACACCCUCAUGCAGCCCUCGAUGGAGGGAAAAACACACGACUCGCUGACCCAGCAGCAGACAAUGCCUCAUAAAUAUGUGUUGUCUUCACCGUUGCCUACCUACUCUUCCACUGCGCAAGCCUUACAAAACAAUGUUAGGUCCUCAAUCCAGGAUAUCAAGCCAACAUACGGCAAACAGAAACUUGAAGAGCUACCCAUACAGGACCUUGAGGCUCUCCAGCAGGCGUCUCUGGAAGCGUCUGCUGCAGCUAGCAAUAUGUCCGCUCCUAACAAUGUAAUCUAUGUUGUGUCAAAAAUGGACGAUCACAAGACUCAAAGUGUUAUCAGGAGCAAUUCACGCUCUGAAGACCAGCUCAUGGGGCUGGGUCAGGCGAACUCCGCACAGGUUAAGGAUAGCAGGAUUGGUUCUCUGAGCCAACAGCAUGCUCAUUUAAGCAGUACUAACGGCCACGAUACAAACAACACAAAAACGACAAACUCAAGUAUUAUAGCUUCACAUGUACCCCUAAGCUCAGAGCAGCUUAAGCAGCACUCGCUUCAACUCAAAUCUCCCGAGCCGCACCAACAAAACCACCUGAAUCAUAGCCAGCCUCAAAGUCAGACCCCAGCUGCCCACACCCAGUUCAUCACCGUCCCCAGCACUCAGGUUCUCCUCGAGCAGAACCAGAUGAUCCUCCUCCAGCAGCCCCUCAUGCAGCACGCUCAAAACACUUCAAAGGUGGUAUCGGUGCAAGGUAUUCAACACGCCCAGGAUCUGGGCCCUGUUCAUGUCCAGUAUCUUCAGAUGGAUCGAGACCUGCUGGGUGCCAGUGUCGCUGAAACCCAGAGCCAGCAGGACACAGUAGUGUCUCAACAGAGCUCAGGAUGCCCUGAUGCCUCGAAACACCACUACAGCCAGCCUGUAAACCAACAACCCAACGAUGCCAAGAACCACUUUGCUCUUAACUCCAUUUGCUUCCCUGACUCCAUAUUGCUCGCAGAUGAGAGGAAUAUUCUGUCAAACGUUGACGAUAUCUUGGCUGCCACAGUGGCGGCCUGUGGUGUCACACCACAAGACUUUGUCAAAGCCACAUCCUCCGCCGAAGCCGACAUGGGGGUGAUGGCAAGUCCAGUGGAUUCUAAAGGCCACUUCCAGACGGUUGAUAUAAGGCACAUGUCACCAAGUUUCACCAACUCCCACACCAUGGCCAUGACGCUCAAUGGAGCCCAGAUGACCGCAGACUGUCAGGGCCAACCUGUUCACCACGGUAACAGCUCUGACCUGGACACAAACGGAGACGGAGGCUCUGAAAAUGACUAUCACAUAGCAGGGCAGGUGUAUGACCCUUCAGGUCUCCAGAGCAGAGGCAAAGGGAAUCUAAAGUGUAUCAAGACAGAGGACGGCCUCAUGGACAGUCCAGGAGGAGAGGACUUUUCCAAAAAGAAGGCACGCACCAAGUCCUUGACCAAACCAGUUGGUCCUGAAGAGGACGGCGGACAGGCCAAACAGGCUAAGAAAAGCGGACAGGCAAAGCGGCAAAACUCUAGAGGUAGUGACAUCAGCUCGCCAUCUUCCUCUCAAAAUGUAUAUGACGGUUGUCCACAGCAGGAGAGGAUGAGGCAGAAGAUCCGUGAAGUCGAGGAAAAACAGCCAGAGGUCAAAACUGGCUUCAUCGGCUCUUUCCUGGAUUUCAUCAAAUCUGGGCCCAAACAGCAGUACUCCCCAAGUCCCACAAGAACAAUCAGUCGGCCCAGGAAGCCUUGCACCACGUACAAACCCCCGCCUUGUACUCUGCCAUCAUUGCCUCCCAAACUGCAGACUCUGCCCGGGCCCUUGAUCCCCCAGGAGAGUCAAGCAGUUAGCUCCCAGCAGAAACGGCUGGAGGAAGAUCUGCAGAAGAACCUGGAGACUCUGCCGUCGUUCAGUUCAGAUGAAGAGGAGAACACCGGGAAGAACCAGGCCCUGAGGAACAGCAUCACCUCAGCACUGUCCGCUCUGGACGAGUCUACCGAUAGGAAAACCAGGACAGGUAAUGUUAACCCCAAGACCCUUCAAUACUGUUGUCUCAGCUGUGCUCUGUAUUUUAUAUCAACGAGGGCUGCAACAGUCGUAAAUCAGCUGGGAGCAAGAAGAGUAAUUCCCAAAUAGAAAGUGCAUCAGUCAUUUCAGUGGUUAUUUGAAGAGUGUCAGAUAUUUGCUGCUGGUUUCACAUUCCUGGUGUAAGAAUUUACUGCUUCUGCCGUUUCAUAACACAGAGUAUUAGGUCUCAGGUUGUUUUUUAUAAAGAUGAACACCAACAGGCCUGGCAAGAAUCUCUGAUUUCGGCUAUCCUGCUGCCUGCUGAACAGUCUGGACUCUGCAAAAUAUCUGUCAAUCCCAAAAGCCAAAGUCUCUUCAGAGGACGGCAUAAAGAGUUGUUCCAGUACCAAACUUACAAAGACUUAUUUGGUAUCUUUCUUAUUUUGAACAAUGCUGGUUCAGAAAAAGUCAGGGUACAGAGACCAUUUUUUCACAUACUGAUAAGUGACAUCUUACUCUCUGUUUUGCUGCCUAUUUUUCUUUCCUGAUACUCACUCACAAUCUCUGUCUCUGUGGAAAUCUACCACUGCUUUAAAUAACCUUUGAUACUUUUCUGCUCUUUGUAAUGUAAGGUACAGAUUGAAUUGUUUUAAAGCACAUGAUAGAAAAGUUUCAAGUCGAUGAAAAAACCUUUUCUCAAAUAUUAGAUUUUGCCCCAGAUUUACCGCUCUUAUGCUAAAUUCAUUGUCAGCACAGAAGCAGUUAAGUGUUGAGGUUUGAUACUUGGUGUCAGCAAAUCAAGUUUUCUAUUUGUGGCCAUUUACACAUAACUGCAAAUUAGGGAAGUGAUUUGGAAGCAGCCUUAGUUUGAAGAGUAUUUGAUUUACAAAUACACCUGUUGUCUCUCUUCAUUGCAUUUAUAUGUUUGUGUCUUUUUAUCAUAACCUCUGUCUGAAAUCUAUUUAUUGUCGAUUUAAGCUCACAUUUAGUUGUAAUUUUCAUGUUUCUUUCUAAAAACUGUUUUUCCUUGUAUUUAAACUCCUCUCCAGAAAACCAAAUCCCUGCUUCAGUGAUGAAGCCUAACCAAGUCCCCACUGUGCCACUCACCAUCACCGAGACCCGCUUGCUGCAGGUCGCCACUCCUGUUCAGACAACAAACGCUGUGUCCAGAGGGACCACCUUUGUGGCCAAAGAGGAGUCCAAAGAGACUCCUCCAGGUCAGCUAGCAGUGAGGCUGGUGAGCGUGGCCAUCGGGGGGCUGACUGACGAGGAGCUCUCCGACAGCGGAGGGGAGGGAAUGUACAGAGAGAGAGACGAGUUUGUUGUCAGGAAUGAGGACAUCGAAAACUUAAAGGUACAGUUCUUAAAAUCCUUAAAGGGAAUUGAUUAUUGGAUUCAUUGAAUUAAAGGCCUGUAGUGCAUCGUCUCAUGUGCAUGUGUUCAGGUGACAAUGGGGACAGGUAGUGAACCUCCAGCCAUCUGGAAAGUCCAGAAAGCUCUGCUGCAGAAGUUUGUACCUGAGCUGAGAGAUGGGAAGAGAGUCUUCUCAGCCACAAACAGCGUAAGUGAAAAAACACAAACAGGAGUGCAUGCAUGUACAAGAUGUAUAAGAUCCAUCCUCUUUUAUAAGUUUGCAAAAAGUUCCAUGAUUUUGUUUGUGUGUGCAGUAUCUUGGGUACUUCGGUGAUGCCAAGACCAUGUACCAGAGGGUGUACGUGAAGUUCUUGGACACGGUUAACAAAAGAGAGUAUGUGCGAGUCUGUAGUCGAAAGCCUCGCUGUAAGCCUAUGAACUCGCUAAGGUAAGCUCACAGUACCGUCGGACUUCACGUGGUUACUUCUUCAAACGCGGGUCUGAAGUUUUUUCAUUCUUGCUCUGCCUCUCAGGGGUGUCCAGGUGAAAACUUUGCUGGGUUUGACAGCCAAUCCUUCCUCGGUCUCCCCAAGCCAAAAGCCCCGACCUAAACAGACCAAGCCACGGGCAGAACCCCCACCGAAGAAGAGGAGGAAAUGGAAAGAGGAGUUUUCACCCACGGCCUCAGGAUCAUCUGCUGAAGAAGGUGGUGAAGAUGAUGGUGAAGAAGAUGUUUGAUGUCCCUCUGUAGAUCUGUGAUCAUCCUAAUCUCCUACAUCCUCUUGAUGCUGUCCUGAUCUUUGGUGUCUGUCACACACUUUUAGAGUUAAAUCCUCCUGUGCCAUUUGCUUCACGUCUCCUGAACACAAGAACCAUGAAGGAGACGUUUAAGAGCUUUGUGGAGCUGCUCAUCAGUAUUGCCUUAGACGAAGAUGUUAUUACAGCACUCGAGAGAGCAAACGGUGAGUGGGCUGACUUUCUGGACAAAUGAUGUCUUUUUCGAUUGAGCUGGUGUCUUCAGAAUAGGCCAAAAGCCUGAGGUGUCCUACUACACAGGUGGUCAUCUCCACAUAAACUGAUUUCACUUUUUCAGACGUGUUGCUGCUGCCACACAUGAAGAGAGUGGAUGGGAUGAUCACAGAUAACAGGAAACGCCUGCUGCACAAACUGCACAUAGGGCAGGUCCUAAAGGUGGGUGUGUGUUUCAUUAUUUUCAAGAGUCAUGGACAAGUUAAUUUUAGACUUCAUAAUGCGGUUUUCUUCUGGGGGAAAAGAUCAUGUCAUUUUCAAGCUUAUAAAGCCUGUUUAGAUUUGAAUGAUUUCAACAUUAAAUCGAUGCAGUCUUAAGUCUUUGUUUCAUGGUACAUUAACUUCAAAAAGGAGAAUAGAUAAGCCUGUUGAAAAAGACUGAUUAAUUUUGAAGAUGACAAUAAACAAAAACGGGUUCAGGACCCAAACUGUGGAGUGUGAACGUCCUCAAGGCUAAAACAUACAGGAUCCGCAUUGAGCGCGUAACGUCAGCAUUGCAUAUCCCACAGCAAAUAGGUUGCCGUUCUUUCAAUGAAGUAUUGCAUACAGGAUGCACAUCAGCUCGAUCGCAGCUCCGUAUCAGAAGCGUAUCGAGUGCAGCACUGCGCGCGCAAGGUCUAUUUUUGCUGCUCAACGCUUCCAAUACGUGUCAAUCCACACAGAGAAAAUCGUUCUAGACAGGAUGUAAAGCACGAAAACCGCACAUGUCAUCCGGUAUUUCAAAAUAAAACACCAUAUGCAAACUUCCGACUGUGUAUCAGUUUGUGUAGAUGAGAAAUACUUCCUGGUUAUGGAUUUAUUAGUAGCACAGAACAAUCAGAUGGUCAAGCCCUGAUCCAUGUGGACCCCAACAGGACUUUUAGCUGCUAACUCUGUCUGAAGGUAACAGCUCAGCAUAAAGGGACAUAGUGUACUUUAAUAAACACGAGUAAACCUGCAAAAACCAAAACUGUAAAAUCACGUUGCUUUUUCACAUAUAGUAGAGGCUCAACAGUCACUGAAUUAUAUCCAAAUUAGCAGGAAAUAGACCACAGAAAGGCAAAACAACCUGUUGUGAGCAUGUUGUUUCCUCUAUUCCAGUGGUUCUCAAGUCCAGUUCUCGAGGCCCACUGUCCUGCAUGUUUUGGAUGUUUCCCUGCUCCAACACACCUGAUUCAAAUGAUCAGCUUGUUAUUAAGCCGGUACAGAGCUUGAUAACGAGCUGAUCAUUUGAAUCAGGUGUGUUUGAGACUGGACUUGAGAACCACUGCUCUAUACUAAGCCCAGCCAACCAGGGCUGCACUACGCUGCUGCCAUGCUCCAAAUACACACCCUGUAUUUGAUACCCAGGGCUGCUCUACGGAGCAAAUGCGGAACACGCUCAAUUGAGAUCCUGUAUGUUUUUGGCUUAACGCUGCUGCUCUGUGUCUCCAGACGGCUUUAGACAGCUUCCCAGAGAUCUCAGUUGUGACUGAACUGAAGAAAGACGGGGAAACUCCAGCCUUCAAGGUGCGUCUCAGCGGGAAGGCUUAUAACAAGAAAACCAUGAAACCAUACAAGAUGCCCAACAAAGCACCACAGGUGAGACACCAUGUUUUUCCUUUUUAACAUGCACUUUCAACAUCUUACCAGCAGAGGGCUGUGUUGCUACUUUGGACUUCUAAUUCAUGUUCUCUUUAUUCCAUUCACAGCUGACAUUAUUCCCUUUUUGUCACAAAUAAAUCAGAUGUAAGUGUUAUAAGAAAUGUCUUUCUCUCAUCACAGGAGUACACAGUGGACCAGCAAAAAACUCAGUGGUUCUCUCUGUACCACUCUCUACAGCACUAUAAGUACCACACGUACCUCAUGUGUAAAGAUGAGGUGAGACGUUAUUGUUGUCCAGCUCAUGUUGAAUUGAAUGAGCUGUUUCAUGUCAGUGUGAAUUUAACUUUCUGAUGAGUAACAUUGUGCAGGUUUUGCUCCUAAUGCCAAUUACUCUGAGGAACUUUCCUGUGUAACCUCCCUUCAUUGUUUCUCUGUUUGUGGUUCUGUUGUCCAGAUUGCAUCCCUGCGAUUGCAGGUUGGCGACCUGGGGCAGGACGAGACGGUACAGAAGUGUUUGCAAAACGGAGCAUGGGUGGAGGGGCUCUUUGAUCGCUUCGGAGAGCUGAUCAAUCAAGUGCAGCAGGCCUGCCGGUGAUCCAGCUUGGAUGGGCUCGGGUUUUUUAGACAAGGAAAGUGAAACGACAGAAAAACAAGAGGACGCCUCCAGCAGAGAGGGACUGAGCGAGCGUCUCCUUCAGCCACAGAGAGAUUCGAUCAGGGACCUGAAAGAGGGACACUUGCCUGAGAGGUGUUCGGCGGCUAGUUGCGUGUCAGUGGCAGCAGGAAAAUUGAUGAUCUGCAUCACUGUGUCCCGGCAGAAAGCAGAUACUCGAUUAACAGAGGACAAGGACUUUGUUCCUGGAAGCAUUUUGGGAGACUUCUACUUCAUGCCUCUCCUAGUCUUUGUAGGUUUUUGUAGUUACCAGCCCACUUUUUAUGGGCCUUUUCAUAGAUUUCUAUUGUUUUUGUAAUCUUUUUUUGUUGUUGUUGUUGUUGUUAAAUGCCAGAUUAUAACCAGUGAGUAUGCACUAGACAGAAAGCAAUCAGUGUAAGACGUAGAGCACAGCAAAUAAAAACACAGACAGAACUCUGAUUGCCUCUAGUAAUAACAAGCUUUCAUCAAUCAUUUGAGAAGUAUGCUCACACACAGAUAGGCUGAUUUAUUGUAAAGAGGAAAAAAAACUAUAUAUUAUAUAUAACCGUAGCUAUAUACUGUUUGUAAAAGAUCCAUUUUUAUAAUGGAGCACAAUCUUAUACAUAAUGUACAUUUUGUAUAAAAGAGCAGUGAGGUGGGAUCUGCAGCAAUCCUUUUAGUAACUGUUUACAUCCUGUAAACUCUUGUUUUAUUUUCGGCUUCAAACAGUUCUUUGCUUUUAAAAUACGAGUUGGUGCUGUUCCAGGACUGCUUUUUAUGGACUUUAUUCAUCUAAUGUUAUUACCUUGACUUAUCAAAGGGUAAAGUGAGAGAAAUAAAAGUGGUCUUUAUACUCCUUUACAGACAUAGCCCACCUUUUAUGACAAAUAGAUAUAUAUAUUUUUCACUAAAGUCAAUAUGUUUUCUUCUUCAUUAUGGGACACUUUUUCAUUGUUUUUUCACAGUUUUCCUAAAUGGACUCUUUAUAACUCAAUUUCCAACUUUAUGCUAUCAGAAAUAAUCACGUUCUUUACAGAUGCAGUUUGUAAAUAAAGAGCCGCAUGUAUUAGAUGAUUGGUUUGUUAUAUUUUUUUCCCCUUUGAAUCAACAUUUUUCAAAUUACCGUGAGCUCAUGACAGCAUUUGGUUUAAACAUGCUGCAUCAGCAUAAAAAGUGGAGCCAAGGUGUUUUCUAAAGGUUCACAUCAGGCUGGAGCUGUGAAUGGGUGAAUAUUAAUUUACCAUCUAUUGCAAAACUUCUGAAAAACAGCUCAUAAAGUAGUUUGGACACAGGUUUCCAUAUUUAAUAGAUGAAAUUUCUGUUUGGGCAAACUGGUGAAUGGAUUAAUACUUGCGCAUCACUUUUCUAGUUUACUGACCACUCAAAGUGCUUUACACUACUUGUCACAUUCACCCAUUUACAGCACAUUCACACACAGAUGGCAAAGCUGCUACAGUCGUAAACCUUUUAGUUUUAACUAAUCUCCAUUCAUCCACAAUCACACACUGCUGACCGUGUCACCAGGAGCAAUUUGAGGUUUGGUGUCUUACACAAGGACCCUUUGAUAAGUGACUACAGUGCCUGGGAUCAAACCACUUAGAGACACCUACCCCCACACACCAGCUUCAGGUAUCAAAAAUGAGGAUAUAGAAAUAAGUCAUCGCUGAUUCUCUCGCUUCUCUUUAACAUUAAAAAACUAAAAACAUCUGAACUCAACAACAGUGGAGUAAUUGUUGAAGAGUAACACCAAAGAGAGUUUUUGAUAUUGCUGUAACAAGAUGAACUUCUUAUUGAUGUCGAUUUAUGCUGUGUUAAUGUUAUCAAGACCAUUAGCAACAAGCGUGACAAUUUCAAUAUCCUCAUUUUUUAUGUUUGAAAUCAGUGCGAGGGGAUAGGUGUCAGCUGAGCAGCUCAUGAAACAGCCCUGAUUUUACAAUGCAAUGACCGCUUGGUCCACCAACAUCGACACAAGUCAAGGGGUCCUCACAAGAACUUCAACAUUCACUCAGUGAAUAAAAAUAUAUUUGACUAUCUAAUUUGAUUAUUUUGGUUGUUUUAGUUAGUUGAUAAUAGCUUUGGUUUGGACAGGAGAUCUGUAAACGUCUGAGAAUCAUCUGAAAAACCUUUACAGAGUUAACGACAUUACAAAGUGUGACCAAGUGCUGAAGUUGUUUCAUGCUUCAUUAGACAAGAUCUGAUAGAAUUGAGCUUGGUGUUCCCAUCCAAUCCUCUGGUUUUAGGAUAAAUUGAUUCAAAGUCGGACAGUGUUGGACUUCCCUUCACCUGCCUGUUGGAGGCAGUAGUAAACAUUGGCUCCUACUGUAACAGAUUGGUUGUUGUUUCAGGGCGGGAAACUUGUCGCCCUGCUCGCCCACCAUGCUCUCAUGACCAAACUAUUCACUCUGAAGGGGUGGCAGACUGUGUCGUCUGAGAGGGUCUUGAGCCUGUUGAAUAAAAUAUGAUUGCCCAGCCACAAUGCAAAAUGACCGGCAACCCCCUGAAACAAAAGUGUCUCUGUGCUGCAGAGACGGCUUUCUGAGAAAAGCCACUGUCCUCUGUCCUUUGGAGUUGGUGGAGGACGGCCUGUCAGGCAAGCGUUUGGGAUUCCAGUACGGCCACGACUGUAAGAGACACAUACUGAAUGUCUGCUGUCCAGAUGAAAAGCACAUGAAUUUUAAUGCACCGCAUUGUUCCAUAUGUGGGAGACAGACUGAGAGCACCCUUGAGGCAGCGUGAGAAUAAGCGAGGACAAAGUCACUGGACUUCUGUGUCGGCUAAGAUUUCAAAACAGACUGCUCAUUGCUGCUGUAGUAAAACCUGAUGUACUGUGUGAUGGCGGUGUCGUUUAAAGGCUGUUUAAACCACUCACACAUUUGGAGGGAGUGCAGCAGGAGUCAGAGGCUGGAGGGAAGAGAAGCACAUUUGUCACUUGAGGGAAAAUUACCAACUCAAGCCAGUCAUGAACUUUAGUUUCAAUCACAAUUUACAGAUAUUUUCUAUUUAUAUACACAUUUUCCCUCUUCAGUUUUUAACAAGUGGAGAGAUGGGUGCUUGAGUAUGAUGGCAGAUCUCAUUUGAGCUUCUUUUAGGCCACUUAUUUAACUCUAAACUUCUCAGAUGGUUUGAUAUGAAUAUUAUUUGAGACCAAUAAAGGCUAAACUAAAACAUGUUCCAAAAAUACUGAUUAAAAGAAGUAUGCCUUAGAUUUGUAUCAGGCGUUACUGGAUCAUUUCUUCUUUCUUUUCACAAAGAACUUUUUCUUCUAACUCUUUGAUAAACCUGAAAUGAAGAGGCACCUGAUCUCCAAACUAGUUAAAAUAAUGUUAACACAUUAAUACAUCAUCAGGGGGAGAGGAAGCCAUAUCCUUUACAUAAGAUAUGUAAAUCUUAUCAUCAUCAUCUAUAAAAUGUACUUAAAUUAUUAAAAAAAAAAAAACACUAAUGAGGAAAGCAAAUAGUCUCUGUUAGUUAUUAAGGUUUAAAAAUAAGAAACAUGCUAGUUUUAAAGUUCCCAUGUGGAGUUUUUUUAACCUUUCAAAAUACAAUGAAAAUUGUGUAGAUGUCUUAUAAAUGUUAUAUAAAUGCAAACAAGACCAUCAAGACUGAGGAUUUUUAUGUUGUAACUUUUGAAACCCCAAACUGUGUGAGGAAGAAACAUUCCAGUUUUUUAUAACUUCCACACAAAAUAUUCACAAUAAAUCAAACAUUUGACUGUCAAAAGUCAGCAGGAUAAAUUUUUUUUUGUUGUUGUCAAAUGACUGCUAAAGAAUAUGGACAGUGGGAUAAACAAAGACAGCUUUGUUCACAGGAGGCAACAAAAUUGAUAAAAACUGAAAAUUCCUCACAGGAGCUUUAACUCCUUAAUGAAGUAUUGGGUAGUUUAGUCCACAGGAAUCAUCAUAUGUCAUGGUGUUGCAUCAGAUUAAUGUAUAUUUGUGGUAAAAAUAACAAACAAAAAAACUUAAAUGUAACAGUUGAAUAUAAAAAAAGUACAUUAAAACUCCUCUUCUGGAGGUUUUAGCUGGUUAUGGGGCACACUGAAAAUAUCAAUGGUACUUCUUUAUGACCAACAAAAGCAGACAAGGUGAUCAGAGACAAGAUUUAUUAUUUCUACAUGAUUUCUUUUACCCGAAACUGCUGCUACUCAAAGUCAGAUGUAACUAGCUGCUGAAACAGACAUGAUUCUUAAAGGGUGAAACAUCUGACUACUUGGCGAGAUGUUGUGAUUUGGAAAAAAAACAUUACCCUACGUAGAUGGAAGAAAUUCAGCGAUUAGUUAUGAGGAAGAAACAAAACUCAAAGU
Molecule: messenger RNA, 17961 nt
Organism: Xyrichtys novacula (pearly razorfish)
Lineage: Eukaryota; Metazoa; Chordata; Actinopteri; Labriformes; Labridae
Source: the annotation of a GenBank genome assembly